This is a messenger RNA of Andrographis paniculata, 602 nucleotides long. RefSeq names its product putative ripening-related protein 2. NCBI's taxonomy places the organism in Eukaryota, Viridiplantae, Streptophyta, Magnoliopsida, Lamiales, Acanthaceae. The transcript has a single exon. The coding region runs from base 42 to 599 and encodes 185 amino acids. The record is from RefSeq and is a predicted model, not a curated record.
UAGUUAGUAUUCACGUUUAAGAUCAAGAAUUCCCAUUCGAUAUGAAAAGCUUGAGCUUGGAGACAGUUGUUCUUCUGCUACUCUUUGCUCCUCAUUUCUUACAGGGUGAUUACAAUGGCUGCAAGCCUAGUGGCAAAGUGAAGGGAAAGAAGCCGCCACCCGGACACUGUAAUGAAGACGACAACAUCUGCUGCAUCGAGGGGAGGUUCUACACUACUUACAGAUGCUCGCCAGCAGUGUCCGAAAGCACCAAGGCAGUUCUGAACCUUAAUGGCUUUGAAAAAGGCGGGGAUGGAUAUUCUCCGGCGAGGUGUGAUCAUAAGUACCAUUCAGACAGCACGCCUGUUGUGGCGCUCUCGACCGGAUGGUACAACAGGGGAAGAAGAUGUUUGAAGAACAUCACUAUAAGUGGUAACGGGAAAAGUGUCGAUGCCAUGGUGGUCGAUGAAUGUGUCUCCUCUAUAGGCUGCAAUGCAGACAGCGACUAUCUCCCGCCCUGUGGUAACAAUAUUGUUGGCGCCUCCGAGGCUGUCUGGAAAGCGUUGGGUGUGCCGGUCGAAGAUUGGGGUGAAAUCGACGUUGUCUGGUCGGAUGCCUAAUGG